This is a messenger RNA of Dentiscutata erythropus, 151 nucleotides long. Lineage: Eukaryota; Fungi; Glomeromycota; Glomeromycetes; Diversisporales; Gigasporaceae. The record is from the annotation of a GenBank genome assembly.
AUGAGGGAAAUGGCGGUUAACAAUUGUGGACGGUUGUCAACAAUUGUGAGUAAUUGUGAGUCUGUCGCGAACAAUUGUAAGCGACUAUUAACAAUUGAGAGUAAAUGCGGCCAAGUGAGUACAAUUGUAAGCAAAGGUCUUAGUAGCGAAA